Molecule: messenger RNA, 240 nt
Organism: Dentiscutata erythropus
Lineage: Eukaryota; Fungi; Glomeromycota; Glomeromycetes; Diversisporales; Gigasporaceae
Source: the annotation of a GenBank genome assembly
AUGGAAUCGUUGCUUGUUGGUGCUAUUGUCUGUGACGUCGUUGCUUAUUGGAGUCAUCAUUCGUGGUGUCGUGCUUGUUGGGGUCGUCAUUCGUUUCGUUGUUUAUUGAAGCCAUCAUUCGUGAACUAUAGUUCGCUUGAUAGUGUUACCUUUUUUGGGGGACCAUCGUUUGUGGUUUUGUUGUCACUUUCUGGUGUUUUUGCUUUCGUUGCCUCGGUUUCAUUGAAGUCGGACGAUUGA